GUGACAGUCGCUAUUGUUUCAUAUUUUUUUGGAAAGUAAAUCAUUCUAAACCGAGAUCGGGAGUUAACUUUUAAUGUAUAUUCAAGCUAAUCUUCUGUCCUUGCUGUGCUUGGCUAUCAGCGAUCUUCUGCCAUCGACAUGGGCCCGAUCACUGACCGUCUCGCUCAACAUGUCCAUGACUCGGACUCUCGUGCCUGAUCCUCCCAAUGGAACUGAGCCCAAGCUCAGCCAGGACAUGUUGAGGUCCUGCAUGCGAAAGACCGAGAUCUCAAUGUCCCAGCUAAAACUCUUCCAUAUGAGUCUGCUGAACAACGAUUACAAUGCCGAGAAUGAAGUGGCUCCGCCACCAGCCCAAGCUAUGAGUGAUGUCAAUGCUUUGCCUGAUCUGGACUUCUCCGGGAACUCCCAGAUGCCGUUCCUCAACUUGAAACACAACGAACCGCUCCAGUGCUUCGUCAGCUGCCUGUACGAGAGCCUGGACGUGGACAGGUACAACAUCCUGCUGGAGGAAGCGUUCAAGAACCAGGUCCAGACCAUCAUCCAGCACGAGAAGGCCGACAUCAAGGAGUGCAGCGAUCUCCAGGGCAAGUCACGCUGCGAGGCAGCCUACAAGCUCCACCUGUGCUACAAUCACCUGAAGACCCUGGAGGCCGAGCAACGUAUCCGGGAGAUCCUUGAGCGGACGGAGGCCGAGAGCGAGGGACUCGGUCCGGACGGCAACGACUUUAUUGAUGGGAUUCAGCACUCCGGGGAAUCGGCAACCGAAUCCAAGCCGGAAUAAAUAUAGGGCUCUUAUGUUUCUUAUUUGGUGUCUGAAAAAUCCUACACAAUAUAGUUAAAAACCAAUGGGUGUGCACAAAUUAAAAAAUAUGUUUAUUAAAGUGCCUUUUAGUGCAACAUGACAAUAAAGGUUUUUUAAUACAAAAAUGUGAUU
Molecule: messenger RNA, 934 nt
Organism: Drosophila ananassae
Lineage: Eukaryota; Metazoa; Arthropoda; Insecta; Diptera; Drosophilidae
Gene: Obp56c
Exons: 2
Coding region: 74-781 (235 amino acids)
Biological process (GO): sensory perception of smell
Molecular function (GO): odorant binding
Source: RefSeq, a predicted model, not a curated record